AUGUCACUGGAAGACCUGAGAAGGCGGGUGCUAGCAAAAAAUACAGGAAAAAAAGUAGAAGUUAAUCAGAGAGCCCUCAUCGACAAAAUCCUUGCCAGAUAUUGCACAAAUUUUGUAGUCUACAGAGAAUUGUUGCAGAAUGCAGACGACGCGAAGGCAUCAAGAAUAGAAAUAAACUUCCGGACCGAGGUUGUCGGUCAGAUUAAAGAACGUCCAAGUAACAGCAGCAACGAAUACAACGUAAUAGAGUUCAAAAACAAUGGCAGUCCAUUCAGUGAAAAAGAUUGGGAUCGGCUGAAGAAGAUUGCUGAGGGAAAUCCCGAUGAACAAAAGAUUGGUGCAUUUGGCGUUGGAUUUUACUCCGUAUUUUCCUUAUGCGAGGAGCCCUUCGUCUCUUCUGGUAGAGAAUGCAUGGCAUUCAGUUGGGAGGACGAUCUACUGAUUUAUAGACGUGAUGAAAUGGAAUCAAAUGUCGAAUGGACAACAAUUUUGAUGAACACGAGAGAGCCCAUGGAAAUCCCAGAUCUUGAACAAUUUGGAAACUUUUUAGUCACCUCGAUGGCCUUCACCGAAAACAUUCGUGAGAUAUCUGUAGCUGUAGACGAUAUAUCAAAAUUAAAUCUCUCUAAAAAAGUAGAGGAUUCGCACGCGAUGGAUAUCUCUAAAUAUACGACAGGCAUUUUGAGGAAUGAAAUGUUCCAUCUCAAAUCAGUCAAUUUGCAACACGUAAAAAUCGAAGCUACAAGCACCGUCAUAACACCAAACGUAAACACAAUCUCCAUUCGCACGGCAGCUGGGCAUUUGAAUGUACAUGUGACAAAAGAGUUCUCAGCAAAGAUGGAACGCAUCAUUAAAAAGAAACCGCCAAACGAGACUGCGAUUCAGAUGAUAUUUUCCGAAUUUAAUGAGAACGAGAACAGCAUUAAUAAUGGUAAUAUAUUUAAAGAUUUGGUUCCGCACACUGAACAAGGAAAGAUCUUUAUUGGAUUUCCCACAUCCCAAACUACCGGAUGUUCGUUACACUUGGCUGCAAGGGUUAUUCCUACGGUCGAGCGCGAAUCAAUUGACUUGGCCGAAAUAACCUUAGCCAAAUACAAUGGACAAAUGUUAUCGAUGGCUGGGGUACUUUCUCGUAUCUUGUAUGACUAUGAAAUCAAGAUGCUCUCUCCCGAUUGGAACAAUAAAUCUGUUUCUGAGGACACAAAAAUACCGCGAGCCGUGCACGCAUUUAAUCAAUUUACUUUUUACUCUAGCACGCCCAACAAGAAAGUAGGCGAAUUGAUAGAAAGCACUUUUUGGUCCAAAUCUCUUCCUGUCGUUUCCUCACAUGGCGUUCUUCAUAUUGCCGAAACGAAACUGCCUAACGAAGACAUGGAAGUCUUCAUCAAGAAAAUUCCUACGAUUCCGAAGAAAGUAUUUGCGGAUUGUCAAGGUUUCUUUAAGAAAGCCAAGAAACAGAAGAUGAUUACGGAAAUUACGCUAGAGGAUAUAUUGGAAAAGGAAUUGGGGAGAAGAACGUUGGAUGCAACAGAAAUGACAGCCUUGAUACUUUGGUGGAUUAAGUAUGUUACAGCAAACGAAGUGUCAGAAAAAAAGAAGGCUAAGUUUCUCGAUCUGGCUAAGCUUGUUUGGGAGAAUAAAACCUCAUCACUGGCCAAAUUCAAGUAUUUUCUGAAUAGUAGUUUGAUACCACCCACCAAUGAUUUCCCUGUCGAUAUGUUGCCAUAUUGUAUAAGUAAGAACAUUGGCUAUGAUUCACUCAAGAAACACUUUGGGUACAAAGCACUUCCGUUUCUUGUUUGGGUAGAAUUCAUGCUCAAAACAAAAUUGCAAGAACUCGAGUCUGAUGUCACGUUCGCUGAAACUUUUCUUGACAAUCUUAAACGUGCCUUUCAAAAUAUGUCCGAGUCCGAUAAAAGAAGACUUUUACGGUUGUUGCACGAUAAGAAAAUAAUUCCGACAAAAAAUGGCUUACGCAUUCCUGGCGAGGCAUACUUCCCGUCAGUGACUCUUUUCCCCGAUCUAUCAACGGUCAAAUUUCGAAACGAUCGAUCUAUUCUCCCUUACUGUGACCUUUUCGGAUUUCUCGGUGUUCGCCAUCAUGUCGAAUUAGGGGUGUUAUUAAAAUACUUGGAUGAUCCAGAGAAGGACUUGGAUCAUAUGGAAUUAGUAAAAUACUUAACUUCAAUAGCCGAUAAAUUGAAGCCAGAGGAACUGAAGAAACUACAAAAUGCUCAAAUAUGGCUACGUGAAGAAGAACAGGAUACCGAAAUCUCUGUGAAGAGAACCAGACAUAAAAUAUCGGAAUUGUAUGCACCGACUUCGGAAUUGAGAGGAUUAGCACUACCGAUUAUGGAAUGGAAAAAAUCGUGGUUAUUUAGGUCGAAAGAAGCCAACUUCCUAAUAAAUCUUGGCCUCCGUACAAGUCCGACCUUGCAACACAUACUCGCACUAGCCGCACCGCCAGCAAACCCCGAAUUCCGACGCAAAGCCUUUGAUUAUUUUAUCAAAAACAAGAAAAUCUAUUUGACAGAGUACAAGCCUUCUAAGAUAACCAUAGGAUUUCUUCCCUGUGUUGGCAAUAUCAAUGCUACCCCUUCCGACUGUUUCGUCAAUCCUGAAUGUCAAAUCAUGGGUUUUAAAGUUUUAUCUCCCGAUUAUGUCAGCUAUGCCGUAGAUGUGGGUGUGAGUCAAGAUCCACCAAUAUCAGAGCUUAUUAGAAAGUUGUCCCGUUUACGACUCAAAAAUGAAUACGAGGCGAGGAAGGUGUUUGAAUAUCUUGCGAACCGGCAGGGAGGGCCUGAGUGGAAAGCGUUGCGUCUUGUUAAUUUUAUUCCGGUAAAAGGCCAGUAUGUUAAUCCAAACAGUUGCUUCUUGCAAAGUGAGGAUGAGAGAGCGAAUUCAUUUCUCGAGUCAUGUGGUGUCAAACUUUCACCUUCGGCAGUAGAUCUUGCCAGGCUACUUGUAAAUUCCUCAGCCGAAUUUUGGACCAAGAUUGGCCAUGACGUAGAGAAGUACACAGCCGUUCUCCAAAUUAUAGCCACAAGUCUUCCUACGAUAAGACGUGAGCCUGGACUGAUCUCUGCGAUGCAAGUGUCGCCCAUUCUAUUAGGAAUCAAGAAAGUGUCUCCAUCUGGGAAAAGUUAUUGUCUAGAAAAGGCGAAUGAAAUUUUUUUGAAUGAUGACGAAACUAUUUGGGAAAUUUUUGGUGUUCCGACGUGCCCAUUAGAGAAUUUGCUUGAAAAGCUGUACGAGUACCUUGGUAGUCGCCGGCUAAGACAAUGUGUAAACAUCUCUUAUAAUUCGUUUGGCGAAGAAAGAACUUCUAAGAAGUCUGAAGAGCUCGAAUCUUUAAUCAAGGAUCGCGCAGAUUUUUUAUACCUCGAUCGCCCAGUUAACGACGUCAAUUAUAAUGCUUUUUGGGUGAAGCAGACUCUCCGUGUCGCAGAGGUUCAAGCGAUCCAAAAAACAUAUUACCUAACUACAAAGAGAGAAACUCAAAUCAGACAAACCUCGUGUUACUUGAAACCGGAAUUUACCUUAGUUACUGCUGGAAGCGAGCCUGAUUACAUAGCCCUCGCACAUACUUUGAGUGAAGUUAUUUAUAAGAAGCCGAAAGAAAUUGAUGUGCUGUCUCUGGUCACUGUUUUGACGUCAUCAGACGAAAUGUUGAGACGGUUGUGUCAAGUUGAUAGGAUUACGAAACCGAUUGUAGACGAACCGAAGAUAGUUGACAGGCAUAUUGUAGACGAACAGAAGAUGGUCGUCCAGAAAACGGUCGACAAUGGGGCUCAUCGGGAAAUGGGCACAUCAGCAGGGUGGGGGCAAAUGCCGAGAUUUAUUACUGAAAGAACUACGACAGUCGCACAGAUUUACGAUCGGAGCUACAUCAGUACCUUUGGGGUUGGCGAUAAUGAUUCUACUAUUGCCCCCUUCGAAUCAACGUCGGAAAAUUCCGUGACUUACCGUUCACGUGGGAGUAUUCGCACGACCGAAUCGAUAUCUGAAAUACAACACGUAAUUCACAAUUUGCAAGCGAGGAGGCCAAUGCCAAUGACAUUAGAGAAUACUACGAUAUUGACGACUGAUUUGCAGAAAGCUAUACGGUCUUGCAAGUCUAAUUCAAAAAGUGAUGUUCAUAGUCAAACGAUUGAAGGAUUGAAAAGUUAUUGCGACGCUGUGCCUCGUAAUUCCUUGAAAUUUGUACGAUCUUUCGCUAAAAUGGAUGUGUAUGCGACAGCCAAUAUCACUCGAGCAGAUCUUAAAAAGAAGAAUCUCAACACAUUUGUAAAGCUCCUCAAAGCGCUCCGUGAAGUGUUCGGACAUGAAUUGUCGUUGGACGCAAUACACGUUUUCUAUGAUGCUGAUGGAGAGUCAGACGCAUUUAAUCACAACCAAGCGUUAUUCUUCAACCUGCAUUAUUUUGAUGCCUCAAUCAAGGCAUUGAGUUAUGAUUUGAUGGUGUAUUGGUUCAUUUCAUUUUGUCAUGUGUUGGCGCAUAAUUUUGAGAAGUCGCAUAAUUCGAAACAUUCUUUUUAUUUCUCAUCGUAUGCCAGGAAUUACAUCCCAUCUCUUUACACUCAAUUGCAGCAACUUGGUUUGAUUUAA
Paraglomus occultum is the source of this 4608-nucleotide messenger RNA. Lineage: Eukaryota; Fungi; Glomeromycota; Glomeromycetes; Paraglomerales; Paraglomeraceae. The record is from the annotation of a GenBank genome assembly.